This is a messenger RNA of Symbiodinium sp. CCMP2456, 1881 nucleotides long. Lineage: Eukaryota; Dinophyceae; Suessiales; Symbiodiniaceae. The record is from the annotation of a GenBank genome assembly.
AUGGGGAAGAAGGGUGCCGGUGACUUCGCGGACAGAGGCCUCCGAAGAACCCUGGUUGACAACUCGGAUUCGAAGAUGGGAGAAGACAUCGUCCAGGAAGUCCUGGCCGAAAGCCCUUUGCGAUUGGGGGCUCAGGCAAAAGCCAACUUUCAGGAGGUCUCGGAGAUCUAUCAACUGCGUGGCUUCCGCAGCUGUGAAUUGGCAGAGUUGACCCACGUGGACGCCAGCUUGUGGGCUUUAUCAUGGAUCGAUUGGGGGCCAAGCCACUGGCACUCGGCAUCUUUCUGCGUAGAGACUUCAUGCGGGCCAUGGCGCGUCGUCGUCACGAAGCGGGGGGAAGUGAGCAGUGUGUUUCCUGUGGUGGAUCCAGAUCGUGGUGCAGGCGCAGUGUCGGCGUUCCGUCGGGAAGAUGGCUCAUCUGGACCCAACAAGAGCAGGGCUGACGCAGGCCGCAAGGCGGAGAGGAAGAGGCUUUUGGGCUUGAGCCGCGCGCUGAAGGACUGCCUGGCACAGCUGGAGGCCUUCCUGGCUUCGGGCUGUCGAUCAAACCGAGCAGAGGUGUCCGACACCUGCAGCUGGCUUCAAGAGCUUUGCUGGGAGGACCUUCCCAAGGUGAGCAAAGACCUGGAGUGGAAGACAUCAGAAGGCUGGAGACAAUGGGCGCACCGAGCUUGCGAGUCGCUUCGCAGUUGUUGUGGAAUGCAGGAGCUGGUUCUGUCAGUUGAGGAGGUCGGCUUUACGCAUGACUCCAUCUCCACAGCUUUCAGGCAGGGCUCUGCCGCAGGCAAGGACGUCGAAUGCCUGGUGGAAGAUCUUCGGUGGGGCCGAGUGGAUCCUCUGCAAGAUCAGGACCUCCUUAUCGAAGCGGUGUGCCACAAGGGCCGUGUCCUUUCACUGAACAACCGGCGCCUCUGGGCCUUGAAGCAGCACAAGAUCUUGCACGCCGCGUCCGAGGUGCGCGUGCGUGUGCGGGUCUUGCCUUGGAGCGACUCGACGGUGACACGCUUCCUGCAGGCCUUCACCUCACAAGGCGAAGGCGACACCGUCGCCUGCCGCACUGCACUGGAAGGGGCGCCUCCGGAGGCUGUCGUGGCCACGACCUUGGGCCGCGCAGUGAUGGCAACACAGGCCUCCAAGCUGGCGGAGCGCCAGGGAUAUCGCAAGAAGGACACUCCAGGAGUGGCGCAGACGAGCCCCGUGGAGGCGGCACCUCUGGGACCAGGGCCAUCGGAGCUCCACCUGGGAGGAAAGACCUUCCCCAGCUGGCGCGAGGCCAAGGAGCACCUGCAGCUGAUCCUGCGCGCGAACAGCGGCGGCCGGCCGCUGCCGGAGGCGGACUAUUUUGUGGUGCUGGACGUCUUGCAGUUCCACCCGGAUCCACAAGCCAAGCGCCUGAAGGAGGUCACCAAGAUCACAGUGGGGUCCUCGGAGAAGUUUGCAAAGACCCCAUGUUUCUGGAUCUGGCGACAGGAUGGCUCGGGUGAAGACAUCUCUGUGAAAAAAUGCUGGGACAAGCUGGACCUGAUAGAGAAGUCUGUGGCGAAGAAGGACAAGCAGCGUGAUGUGUUGGCCGGAGGCCAGCGCUUUGCCGGAGUCCUGGACAGUUGGGUCAUUGGCCCGAAGGGGAUGAAUUUCGGCUGGCUUCGAUUGGAUUCAGUCCAGGAAAAGCAAGUCCCCACAGCGGCGGAUGGCCAGAAGUUGUACUUGGAAUGGUCUGAUGUGGCUGCGUGGAGCCAAGCUCAUGUGAAUGCCAACCGAGCCAACAAAGAACAGCCUCCAUUUAAAAGAGGCCAGCGAUUUUCCUGUGUCCUCUAUCAGUGGCGCGAGAAUGGUAAGGUCGGGUGCAGAAGCGCAGAGUUGCUUCAGCCUUAUCUGCAGUAA